AUGCAUCAAUAUCAAUACCAACCACCAUUUGCACCUCAAGUGCAUAUGCAAGGGCAAAUGGGUCAACCGAGAGCACCAUUGGGUGCACCUCAAAGACAUCAUCGGGAGGUUGUACGGGGGAUCGAAGCUCACUUCCGGCCCAUUAUCACUAACAAUCCUUCGCCGGUAGUAAUUCCUCAUCGUGCAGAUGGAAGAACUUUUGAAGUCAGAACAACCGCCCUCCAAAGUUUACCAAAGUUCAAGGGGUUAGCAACGGAAGAACCCUACUUUCAUUUGGAAACAUACGUCUCCAUUUGUAACACUAUUGGAGGUCAAUGGUUUUCUGCAGAUGAUGUCAAGUUGGUCCUUUUCCAGUUUUCCCUAGAAGAUAAAGCAAAGAGAUGGUUUCACACUUUGCCCUCCACGUCCAUUUUUACAUGGGCCGACAUGCAGCAAAUAUUCUUGGAUGAAUAUUACACUUCUCAAAAGACCAAUGAUACUAGAAGAGGUUUGAGAAGUUUUCAACAACAAUCGGGGGAGAUGUUUCAUGAAGCCUUUGAAAGGUUUAAUAUGAUGUUACGGAAUUGCCCUCAUCACGGGAUCCAACUUUGGGAAUUGUUGAAUGCGUUUCAUGAAGGGUUGAGUUCGGAGGAUGCACGGGAUCUAAUGUCGAUCACUAAUGGUACAUUCGGUACGAAUUAUGAACAUGUUGAUUGGGCAUUUUUAGAACAAAUGGCGGUGAAUUCGAAGAGGAAAGCUCAAUCUUCAAGGCGGGCAAGGCAUGUGACACAAAGGCCACAAGUGCAUGGAGUAGAGAGUGACAAUGUUCAAACCACAAACCAAGUGUACAACAUGUGCACCAAUUGCAAUGAAAUAGGCCAUACGGCGGAAGCCUGUGUAGUGGGGGUGGUUGAUGAGCAAGUAGAGGAAGUUAAUGCAAUUCAAGGAGGGGGUGGUCGAAAUUUCAAGAUGAACUCCAACACAUAUCACCCCGGGUUACGAAAUCAUCCUAAUUUCCGUUAUGGGAAUGCGGGCAACCAAGCUAACCCAAACUUUCAAGGAGCUCAAGGUAACUUUGCACCUCGUCAACAAUACAAUCAAGGCAAUUAUCGGGGUGGAAACAACUAUGGUUAUCAAGGGCAAUUUCAACAAACGGGUCAAGGUGGUUCGGGUCAAAGUUCAUCAAGCGGAAAUGAAGUCAUGGAUAUGCUUAGGGCUAUGCAACAAGAUAUGCAAAAGCGGAAUCAACUCGAUGAAAUUCGAAUGCAAAAGGAUGAGGUUCGUGACAAGAGUAUCCAAUCACUAGCAACCCAAAUGGGUCAAUUAGAAACCGAUGUGGCAGAAUUGAAGAAAAACAAGGGUCAACUUCCGAGCGACACCAAGGUAAAUCCUUCACACGGUUCGUCAAGAGGUAACAAUGUUAAUAUUAGUCAUGUUAGUGUAUUGAGAAGUGGAAAAGAAUUUAAAGCAAAUUUGUCACCAGGUUUGGUCGAGGGGGUAGUUGAGGAUGUCACGGGUAAUGAAAGUGACGAUGAUGAAGUUACACCGGUUAAACCUAAAGAAUCAAAUGUUAACAAACCGGGGUUGGGUGAAAAUGAAAAGAGUGAAAAAGUUGAGGGUGAACCAAGUCAAUUCCCGUUUCCAUCGGCUUUACUUGACCCGGGUAAGAAAAACUUUAUUGCAUCAAGAGGUCCCCAAAAAGAAGAAUUGUGGGACAUGUUUAAACAAGUAAAAAUCAAUCUUCCACUACUUGAUGCAAUAAAACAAGUACCCGCUUAUGCUAAAUUUCUAAAGGAAUUAUGUACACAAAAAAGGCAACAAAAGAAAAAAAUGCCUAAGCGGGUAGACUUGACUGGGAAAUUAAGUGCGGUUUUGAACGGGGAGCUUCCCCCUAAGAUCAAAGAUCCAGGUACGCCGUUGAUAAAUAUACAAGUUGGUAAUUUUCAAAUGGCAAAGGUGUUACUUGAUCUUGGAGCCGGGGUGAGCAUUUUACCGGGGGGCUUAUAUGACCAAUACGACUUUGGUCCGCUAGCAAGAGUAGAGACAACGGUUGUUUUAGCCGAUUUGUACAUGUGUGCACUAGGGGUUGAAGAAGAAAAGCAGGAUGUUAUGGCUUUGAAGGAAGGUCGACCGCCAUGGACUCACCAAUUCGAAAGCUUGCCGGUGGAAAUAAACUCGAGUACUAGACCAUCAUAA
Molecule: messenger RNA, 2175 nt
Organism: Helianthus annuus (common sunflower)
Lineage: Eukaryota; Viridiplantae; Streptophyta; Magnoliopsida; Asterales; Asteraceae
Exons: 2
Coding region: 1-2175 (724 amino acids)
Source: RefSeq, a predicted model, not a curated record